Brugia malayi is the source of this 1035-nucleotide messenger RNA. RefSeq lists its product as uncharacterized. The transcript is spliced from 7 exons. The record is from RefSeq and is a predicted model, not a curated record. The coding region runs from base 1 to 1035 and encodes 344 amino acids. Gene Ontology annotation, molecular function: mRNA binding. Lineage: Eukaryota; Metazoa; Nematoda; Chromadorea; Rhabditida; Onchocercidae.
AUGAUUGCUAAUGAAAGUCGCAGUAUCGAAGAUGAGUUGGCUCUGUUUGAAAAAGAAAUAUCUUCUGUAGAAUCACAUCCUCGCAGUGCAUCUACCGUUACAACAAAUACUGUUGUCAGUCAGACGGACGUUUCGCAAACUUCCCCAAAUGCAGCAGCAGUUUCUUCUACUCGUAAUGAUGUUUCCUCACAUCCAUCAGUGCAGCCAUCCAUCGGUCCCGCUGUUCAACCUGAACCAAAACUGUUUAUGGGUCCUUUUAUCAGCGGUUCUGUAGCAGCAAAUCCCGUAAAUCCUGUAGUGCGUCCAACACCUCCUCCCUUCUUACCUCAUGUAAUGAUGCGUCCAGGUUUUGUUCCCCAGACAAAUUUAUCCAUGCGAUUUAUACCACCUCAGCUUCGACUGCCAUUAGUUGGUUUUAUACGUCCACCAGUGCAUAUACCACCUCAACCAAGUGUUCUUGAAUCGGGACCUAGUUUGUACGAAGAUGCAAUGAGAAAGGACGAUAAUAGAGACAAAGAGAAAAAUGGAGAGGCAGGAACUAGCUCUUUGAAAACUCAGGUUCUAACCUCUGAUAUAGAAGCUAUUGCACAAAAAAUACAUUCCGAAUCAACUCAUCGCUCCACUUAUAUUGGUCAAGUUAUGCGUGGGGAGAAAAAGAUGAAACGAUUUUUGCGUUGCGGUGGUGGGCAGGUUUGGGAAGAUAAGUCGUUGGCAGAAUGGGAUCCGAAUGAUUUCCGCAUCUUUUGUGGUGAUUUGGGGAACGAAGUAUCAGAUGAGUUAUUGGCAAAAGCCUUUCGUAAAUACCCAAGCUUCCAAAAAGCUAAAGUCAUUCGCGAAGCUAGAACUAAUAAAUCAAAGGGCUAUGGAUUUGUUUCCUUUAAACACCAGGAUGAUUUCGUUCGUGCCUGUCGUGAAAUGGAUGGAAAGUAUGUUGGAAACAGGCCAAUAAAGUUGAGAAAAAGCAAUUGGAAAGAACGAAAUAUGGAUAUAGUUAAAAAGAAAAGAAAACAAAAGCAAAAACUUGGUUUAGCAUAG